Molecule: messenger RNA, 1685 nt
Organism: Galdieria sulphuraria
Lineage: Eukaryota; Rhodophyta; Bangiophyceae; Galdieriales; Galdieriaceae
Product: serine/threonine protein kinase
Exons: 2
Coding region: 115-1608 (497 amino acids)
Biological process (GO): protein phosphorylation; mitotic DNA damage checkpoint signaling
Cellular component (GO): nucleus; cytoplasm
Molecular function (GO): protein serine/threonine kinase activity; ATP binding
Source: RefSeq, a predicted model, not a curated record
UCGCGAUCCGAUCGGAGACAAAAAUAGAAACAACGAAUGAUUCAAUUUCUUUGGUUUGUGAAACACAGUUUGAGCUAGCAAACUUAUAAGGGUGCAAGUGGAAACAAAACUCUUAUGGCUCCAACGCAAAGGCAACCUUGCUUGGAAAAGGUACAAGAGAAGGAGCAACUGAGGAGGAAACAAAGGGUAGAGUGGGCUUGUCGGAGUCACGCAGUGUCCAGUAUGUUAACAAAGAAAUACCAACUUGACUGUUUACUGUCAAGAGGCUCCUCUGCAAUAAUACUUUCUGGCAAACGGUUACAAGACAACUUUCCUGUCGUGGUGAAGGUGAUCAAGACUAGCUCUCUCACUGUGACAGACAGUGAAUACUUGGAGACAGAAAUAUCAAUAUUUGAUCAACUCAUAAACUUGAGAAGAGCAAAAGGAACUCCUUCAGAUAUGGGAAGCUAUCACGUUCUAAGCCCCAUAGAAGUUAUACGUGACCCAAUCAACCAAAAUGUCUAUCUGAUUUCCGAACAUUUACAGGGAGGAGAUUUAUUCUCACGAUUGGAGUCUAUGAAAGGCUAUUUAAUGACUGAAUCUGAAGUUUUAUGGCUGCUGAGACAAAUGCUAAGUGGCUUAUGUUUCUUGCAUCGUUUGGGAAUUUCUCACAGAGAUGUCAAAUUGGAAAACUUUGUCUUUGUAGAAACACCCAGCAAGAACAGUUAUGACUCAGUUCUGAAAAUUAUUGACUUUGGUUUGUGUCAUUGGAACCAAUCAUACCCUAAGAACAAUGGAGAAGAUGUCAUCCGCUGUUCGGAAGCUGUAGGAACCUUACAUUAUGUGCCUCCUGAAAUUGUAAAGGAGAAAGAUUAUAUUCCUGAGAAAGUUGAUUCUUGGGAACUUGGCGUAGUUGCCUAUGCCUUGAUUACUCAAAAACUUCCAUUUGAUGACUGGGAUGAUAAUAACGUUUUUUCUAAGAUUUGUACAUUGCCUCCCAAUAUGAGGACACCUUGCUGGGACCGCAUAUCUCUUGGAACUAAACAACUCAUUGCUCAACUACUUAUAAAAGAUGAGUCCAAGAGAAUCUCCUGUGAAGAAGCUUUUCAAAGAGUGGAAGCUUUGUUAGAAUCCAUAGGAGCUCCUCAUGGAGUCGAAGCAGAUAGGCUAAUAAGAAACCUGAGUCAUAAACAAAUGGUUCAAGAGAACACUGCUCGUUCAGAAAAGCCCCCCGAAAAUACUGAUCUAUUAAACAACAACGAGUCGUUAUCUGGGAAGAAUACUAAACAGGAUAAGAUACAAAACUCAGAAACUACCGUGGCAUGUCAACCUGUUAUGAAUUGGCAAAGUAUUUUAACCUUUUUCAGACGGUCUCGGCGCUCCUCUGGAACCAAACCUGAACCAGCAUCUCGUAGCUUUGAUAUUUUGGCUUGGAAGUCUCAAAUUCGAGACAAAUUGAAAAACUCCUCGCCACUUAGGCGUAGACAGGCUGCAGUGAAUGAGAAUGAGAAUCAGAGAGUUGCAAACCAAACUCGUCAUCAAUCAGUUCCUAACAAUAAUUCCCAGUGUAAUUCAAACCAGAAAACAAGUCGACCUUCAAUCCUGCUUCGAGAAAACAAUUCAUCAUGACUGAUGUAUAUCCAUGUAAUGUAGCUAACUCAUCCAAAACACUGUAUUCUAGUGUUGUCUCUGUUUUGUAAUAAAAA